UCUCUAACAAGAACAACUAUGAUCCCUUCUCACAGUAUAAAAGUUACAAGAAGUUGAAAAAGGCUCAAGCCAAGAAGGGGAAUAAAUUUAUAGCUGAUCUGCUUAAUGAUCUUGACAUUGAAAAUAAAGAAAACUCAUUCGAGAAUGCUCCUCACAUCAAGAAGGAGUUGUUUAUGGUCCUUGAUGUGGUGGACCCCCAGUUCAACUUCCAAAAUGAGCUUAGUAAUUCCCAGUUGCUGAUCUUUGGUGAAGGGAUGAUGAAAGUACACUUCUUUAACUACACAUUCAAAGAUCCGACAAAUCCGAGGAAAAAGCAUUCUAUCAAGAAACAGAUACGCUAUUUCUUGAAGAAAAUGAGAGCUUAUGUAGCUCCAACUGAUAUUGACAUUAUCAACCCUACUUUUUGGCUGAACAUGAACGAAGCCCAGAUGCAUGGAGAAGGGACUGAAUCCGGCGAUAAUAUAGGCAUGGAGAACCUUCUUAGAAAGAUCAUGGAAAUUGAAAAAUUCACACUAAACUUUGAUUUAUCCAAUAAAGACUUUAGUUCCUUCACAAGGCCUUUGCUGACUAUUGAGAUAAAGAUCCAAAACUCGCUCAGCACCUUCUCUCCAACCAAUUGGUGGCACCUGGUUUUUGUACUGAAGUCCAUACUGUUCGCCACUGGUGAGGAAUCGCUCGAGAAGAUCCAAAAGGAGGAACUAUGCGAGGCAGAACUCAAAGAGAUCAAAAUUGACCGUCUUAGAGAAAUGAUCCAAGAGAAACUUCAGAGGAUGACCAGGAGCAACGAAAUGGCCAAUAGACCCAUUGUUGAUAAAAAGAUCCUAAUAGAUAUCAAUAAGGGAUGCCUCGAGCUCUUUGAUGAUAACAAGAAGUUCUCCAAUGUCGAUCUUGAUGGGCUUAAUGCUAGCUUCCUUGUCUACAACAGCAAGGAGACUAAGUUUGAUGUGGACUUCAAGAAACUCCUAAUUCAGAAUGAGAUGGAUGAGAAGACUGACGAAUACCGCUGGGUACUCUUCCCAGGCUUAGUCGAGAGCCGCAGAGAGAACAUAAUCCACAUGCUCAAAAUCCGCAUCAGAGAUAAGCUAGUCGUGGUUAAGAAGGCACAAUGGAAGGUUUUUGACCAGUUUGAGAUCUUCCUGGACACCAUGACUGUCAAACUUACAAGAAAUUUCUACAGGAAAAUCCAGAAGUUCUUACUGUAUAAAGAGGAGAAAAAGAAGCGAGCCGAAAACCAUUCAAUGCAGGACGAUAAGAAGAUCAACAUGUUGAUGCCAAGCAGGGAUAUGAACAACCUUGAGUCUAUAGAGGAGAUGAAGUCUUACCAAAAUUUUGACGAGAGACUCGAGUUCUCUGCUGACUCUUCUGGCACACCUGGCAUCGUUACUUAUAAUCCAGAAGAGCAGAAGAAUAUGUAUGACAGCUCGAUAGAUGAGCUUAGUGGUGAAUCUAGUGAUGAAGAUGCUAUAAUGGAGUCUACAACCCAAGCUUUUAGGGAUAUGGAGAGGAGGUUAGCCCAGAUGACUCCUAGAGAGACUGAGAAAAAGCCCAAGAAGACUAUCCUAGGAGAUCUGGGAAGCGCUAUAGCCAAGCCAUUUAAGACAGUCAGAAAUAUUAAGUCGAGAGAAAAGAAGGAGAAGAGCACUGCUCUUCCUGUCUUCUUCAGAUAUUUCAGUAUAAAUGAGAUUUGUGUGGUUCUGACCUACAAGCAUUCUGAAAGCUCAUGGCUCAACACCAAGAACUUGAGGAUAACUAUAAAGCCCUUUAUUAAGAACGCUAAAUUUAUGACGUUUGCAAGGAUGUUAGCGAAGUAUGAGAAAUUCUGUAAGAAAAACCUCAUUAAGCAACUCCCGAGCAUCAUUAAGCAGAAGAUCCUAAAAAUUUCGAUGAAUAUUGAGGACGACGAUGAUGAUAUUAAUGAUCUCAAUCCCAAUUCAGCAGAGUACAAGACUAAGAGAGCUAAGAAUAUCAUAUUUGGCAGAUAUGCUGAAUUAUGAUAA
Molecule: messenger RNA, 1997 nt
Organism: Moneuplotes crassus
Lineage: Eukaryota; Ciliophora; Spirotrichea; Euplotida; Euplotidae
Source: the annotation of a GenBank genome assembly